Messenger RNA from Calliphora vicina (urban bluebottle blowfly), 2325 nucleotides. It is a transcript of the gene Uba2, whose product is annotated as Ubiquitin-like activating enzyme 2. Gene Ontology annotation, cellular component: cytoplasm; SUMO activating enzyme complex. Gene Ontology annotation, biological process: protein sumoylation. Bases 112 to 2211 code for a protein of 699 amino acids. The transcript has 5 exons. The record is from RefSeq and is a predicted model, not a curated record. NCBI's taxonomy places the organism in Eukaryota, Metazoa, Arthropoda, Insecta, Diptera, Calliphoridae. Gene Ontology annotation, molecular function: SUMO activating enzyme activity.
AUAUAUCGAUUACUUGGUAUCCAUUAAGUUUCCAACACUACAUUAAAAAAACCGGCGGCGUCUUUUCCAUAUUUUUUUGCAAACAAGUAGAAAGUGCACACAGUUAAAGUAAUGGCGGCUUCAUUAAAUGGUGUUUUUCCAUCUACUUUACAAGAAAAAAUUAAAGCCUCCAAACUAUUGGUGGUCGGAGCUGGCGGUAUUGGUUGUGAAAUUUUGAAGAAUUUAGUAUUGUCGGGAUUUCCAGAAAUUGAAAUUAUUGAUUUGGAUACUAUUGAUUUAAGCAAUUUGAAUCGUCAAUUUUUAUUCCACCGCGAGCAUGUGGGUAAAUCCAAAGCACAGGUUGCCAGAGAAAGUGCUUUACAAUUUAAUCCAGAUGUGAAAAUAAAGGCAUAUCACGAUAGUAUUAUGACAACUGACUAUGGAGUUAAUUUCUUCAAAAAAUUCGAUGUUGUCCUUAAUGCUUUAGACAAUCGUGCCGCUCGUAAUCAUGUAAAUCGCAUGUGCCUAAAUGCUGAAGUCCCUCUUAUUGAAAGUGGAACGGCAGGAUAUAAUGGACAAGUUGAGUUGAUUAAGAAAGGUUUGACACAAUGCUAUGAGUGUACUCCUAAAGCUGCCCAAAAGAGUUUUCCAGGUUGUACUAUUCGGAAUACGCCAUCGGAGCCAAUACAUUGUAUUGUAUGGGCUAAACAUCUGUUCAAUCAACUUUUUGGCGAAACUGUCGAAGAUGAGGAUAUUUCUCCUGAUGUGGCAGAUCCCGAAGCUCAAACUGAAAGUGGUGAAGAAAAAUCUGAAAAAGCUGAAGAAGCAGCAGACACUGGAUGUGGUGAUAAGGAAAUGAAAACUGAUGAAGAAGCUGUACCAAAGGACGGUAAUGUGGUUCGUGUAAACACUCGCCAAUGGGCUAAAGACAGCAAUUAUGAUGCCGAAACCCUUUUCAAUAAAUUUUUUUACGAUGACAUUAAAUAUCUUUUGUCUAUGUCCAACCUAUGGAAAUCACGUAAACCCCCAACACCCAUUAAAUGGGAUAGCGUUUUGUUGAAAAAAGGCGAGUCGGAAACCGAUGAGGCUUUCAUGCGGCAAUAUCAUAAAACCUGGUCUUUAGCAGAAUGUGCUGGAGUAUUUGCGGAUUGUUUAAAAAAAUUGAAAACUAAUAUUGAAAAGAUAGAGGAAGGCGAUUCCUUAGUAUGGGAUAAGGACGAUCAACCAGCAAUGGAUUUUGUUGCAGCUUGUGCUAAUAUAAGAGGAUAUAUUUUUGAAAUUGGCCGUAAAUCUCGCUUUGAAAUUAAAUCAAUGGCUGGUAACAUUAUACCAGCGAUCGCUACUACUAAUGCCAUUACAGCUGGAGUGGUCGUUUUACAGACCUUUAAGGUUUUACAAAAAGAACUGGAUAAAUGCAAGUCUGUAUAUAUGCGCUUGAGACCCAAUCCCCGUCAACAGUUAUUAGUUCCCGAAAAGUUCCUUACCGCUCCCAAUCCCAAUUGUUAUGUGUGUGCAGCUGAGCCCGCCAUACAUUUGCGUAUUGAUACUAAGCGUAUGCAUAUCAAAGAAUUUCGUGAUGAAGUAUUAAUAAAAACUUUAAAUAUGGUUAAUCCGGACGUUAUAGUGGAUGCAAAGGGUGUUGUGGUCAUCUCAUCGGAAGAGGGAGAAACUGAAUGUAACGAGGGGAAAUUAUUGUCUGAAAUGGAUAUUGUUGAUGGCGUUAUUCUUAAAUGUGAUGACUUCUUCCAAAACUAUGAGCUAAGUGUAAUUAUCAUGCACAUUGAUGCUGAACGAGAUGAACCUAUGUUUGAAGUUAUUGCUGAUAAAAACCAACUAAAACCUAAAGAUGAGACAAAAGAGGAUCCCGCUUCAAAUGAAAAGGAAAAUGGCAAAAAAGAUGACAUGGCCGAUGGCCCGUCCACAUCAAAGAAGGCGCGUAUCAGUGAAGUUAUUGAAGACGAUGAUGAUGAUUUAUGCGUUAUAGAAGAUGAUGACGAUGAUGUUGUAGAAGUUAAAGAACCUUCGGAGGUAACAACUGAACAAGUCACUGCUGCUACCGAUAAAUUGAAAGUGACAAGUCCGGAUAAGCCUGUUGCCAUGAAACGUAAACCAACCGCUGACGACGAUGUCACAGAAGUAUUAGAUUCCGACGACGAAAGUGGUCCCACCCAAUCGAAACGUUCUCGAACAUCAGCUCCUGAAGUCGCCGGAGAAGUAAUAAAUAUUGAUUAGUUUUUUAUAAUAAUUCGAUUCCAUCUGUAAAAUUUUUUCAUUUGAGUUGAAAAUAAUUCAUUUAAAUAAAGAUAAUUGGUGUAAUGUGUUUCCACUGUAAAAUAUAAAAGUAAA